AUGAAGUCCAUCAACCUGAUCUCCGCUUUACUUUUACCAAGCCUUUCUAUGGGCUCAUCGCGAGUGAUGGUAACGCAAUAUUCGGACUUGCUUCAUUGGACAUGUUUCAGUGCGUUGUUGUCAACAGAUUGCUGCCGAGAUAUUGAAAUAGCCGGAUUUGAUCUUGGAUUGCCGAACCCAUACAAUUGUGAACAUCUCAUUGCAGAGAUUCCUGAUGUCCCAGUUCUUCAUGACCAUGGUAUGGCGAAAUUUAGCCUUGUACUGCAGAACCACAACAAAACCGAUGAUAGCGUUUUUGAAUCGGGGCUGCAACAUCGCUGGGAAGACUCAACGUGGAAGAAACAAGAUUCACCAACUUUACCCUUCUUCUGGGGUGAUAUUAAAAAAGUGGAUCAAUCCGCUAGGCUACGGUCAACACUCUCUCAAGAAGGGGGCAUGCAUCGUCAAAUGACGUCAAGCUUGGAAAAAGUACAAGACUUUGAAUCUUACUUCAUAAUAAUGACAGUUCCUCAAUCGAUGUUUGUGGACUUGGAUGAUUUCUUAAUAGAUGAUAUGAAUUCUAUACUGCAUGCCACAAAAGUCUGCGACAUCGAAAAACCUGAAUUUGUCAGUGGACAACAUGUGAUAAUUGUAGAAGGACAAGGGGAUGAUUCAACUUUUAUUCGACACACGAAAUGGCAUGUCCGAUAUCCUAAACCAGGUCAAGCUGGAAUAGCUCUCAUUGAAAAUUUGCUAGAGCCAUCUGUAGUCUUCGUGAAAGAUGGCGCCCUUUAUCAUCAUCAACAACUUGCGAAAUUGCCACAUGUUUCAGUGGCAACUGGGUAUGAAAAGGAUGGCGAUUUUGUUAUGUGGGCUACUAUUGUCGCAUGUUGCGUUGGAGUGUGGAAAAUGCUGCAAGAUUUAUCAAUCGUCUCGUAUUGGGAUCCUUGA
Cylindrotheca closterium is the source of this 930-nucleotide messenger RNA. The record is from the annotation of a GenBank genome assembly. Lineage: Eukaryota; Bacillariophyta; Bacillariophyceae; Bacillariales; Bacillariaceae.